AUGUUCUUGGAGAUUCUGGACAGCCUUGUACUGUCAAGCGACUGGAACAUUAAAAGCCAAAUCUGGAUCAGUGAUAAACUUGCUUUGGAAGGAAUAGUGGUGCAACGUGCUGAAUGCAGACCUGCAGCUAGUGAAAAUUAUAUGAAACUCAAAAGAUUACAGAUAGAAGAAUCUUCUAAACCUGUAAGGCUAUCACAGCAGCUGGACAAAGCCGUAACCACAAACUAUAAACCAGUGGCUAAUCAUCAGUACAAUAUUGAAUAUGAGAAGAAGAAAAAAGAAGAUGGAAAACGGGCUCGAGCCGAUAAACAACAAGUGUUGGACAUGCUUUUUUCAGCCUUUGAGAAGCAUCAGUAUUACAACAUUAAAGACCUGGUGGACAUAACCAAACAGCCAGUGAUAUACUUGAAAGAAAUUUUAAGAGAAAUAGGCAUCUACAAUGUGAAGGGGACCCACAAAAACACAUGGGAGCUGAAGCCAGAAUACAGACACUACCAAGGAGAAGACAAGAGUGAUUAA
Molecule: messenger RNA, 519 nt
Organism: Nestor notabilis (Kea)
Lineage: Eukaryota; Metazoa; Chordata; Aves; Psittaciformes; Psittacidae
Gene: GTF2F2
Product: general transcription factor IIF, polypeptide 2, 30kDa
Exons: 5
Coding region: 1-519 (172 amino acids)
Biological process (GO): transcription initiation at RNA polymerase II promoter; transcription by RNA polymerase II
Cellular component (GO): transcription factor TFIIF complex
Source: RefSeq, a predicted model, not a curated record